This is a messenger RNA of Hylaeus anthracinus, 9801 nucleotides long. It is a transcript of the gene salm, whose product is annotated as homeotic protein spalt-major-like. Gene Ontology annotation, molecular function: RNA polymerase II cis-regulatory region sequence-specific DNA binding; DNA-binding transcription factor activity, RNA polymerase II-specific. Gene Ontology annotation, biological process: regulation of transcription by RNA polymerase II. Lineage: Eukaryota; Metazoa; Arthropoda; Insecta; Hymenoptera; Colletidae. The record is from RefSeq and is a predicted model, not a curated record. The transcript has 7 exons. Bases 698 to 5341 code for a protein of 1547 amino acids. Gene Ontology annotation, cellular component: nucleus.
GACCCAGAGCUGGUCCGUCCGUCGUCCGGCCGACUCGAGGCACCAGAGCCGUGGAUUUCGCGCGAGAUAUAGACCAUAAACACACACAUACACACACACGCGCGCGCGCGCACGUACACGCUUGCACACGUACGCAACGCACGCACUCACGCGGUGUACCGCGUGGAGAGACGAACGAACUCGCCUGGUGCCACACGUGCGCACACACCGGUGUGUCUCGGGGUCCACGUUACAAAGUUCAGUGUGUGUCACAAAAUACAGUGGAACAGAGGGAGCGAGAGAGCAAACGUGAGGGAGCGAAAGAGUGUGUGCGAGAAAGAGAGAGAGAGAGAGAGAGAGAGAGAGAGAGAGAGCGAGCGAUCCGCGCCACGUGCCGUUGGAGAAACUCGAGAGUGCGCGGGUUUCAAGAUGGGUCGAGUGUGUUACUGGCCGAGUUGAAACGCGUUCUUUCCGCAUGGGAUCGUUCAGGAAGUGGAUUAGCGCGCGCAGGGAGGUGCGGCUCCCUGACAGUGUCGAUGGUGAAGUACAGCAGUGAAUCGGUUGCUCUACGAGCGAAAUUGCCGAGUGCGGAACCGAGCCGGUCCUCGCUACGGCGUGGACCGAUGACGCGUCGGUCCGUCUAAGCAACAUUUUCCCCGAUUCAGCCGGGAACUCCGAUCAGGAAUCGCCGCUACCAGAAAUCAACAGGCAAGAAGGGAUGUCACGGAGAAAGCAGGCCCGACCGAGCCGUGCCCACCUCGAAGAGGAUCUUGUCCAGGGGCCUCUGCUGAUCAACGCCGUAGGAAAUGCAAACGAGACCCGAGAAGAAAAUGACUUCACAUCGGAUGGUGAAGAAAGUGGUGGUGGUGGCGGAGGGGUCGGAGGAGAUGAAGCCGUGGAUCUCACCGCAGCUAGGUCUCAUCAGGGCGACGAAGACGAUAAGGAUCAGGAGGAUGCGUUGGAGGAGGAAGAAGAGGAAGGCGUUGACGAGCAGGACGAGCAGGAGGACGACGAAGAAGGAUCGCGAAAGCAGAUGCGUCACCGACAGGACGCGGAAAAUAACAAUAAUUUCGUGGAGGGCGGUGCGCCUGCUAGCCUGUUUCCGCCUGCUGGAACCAGUCACGUCACCUUGGAAGCUCUUCAAAACACAAAAGUGGCGGUCGCUCAGUUCGCUGCAACGGCUUUGGCCGGUGGCGCGGACAGCGAGGCAGCUCUGCAAGACCUAGCACUGUUACAGAGUACAUUGUACACUCUUCAACAUCAGCAGGUGUUCCAGCUACAGUUGAUAAGCCAGCUUCAGCAACAACUAUCCAUCACACAUAACCAGUCGGUGCACCAAGUUCCAGGCGAGCCGUCGGAUGGAAAAGAAGUGUCUCCGUCUCCUAUCAUCCAGCCGAAACCUUUAUCAAGCUUGACGUCGCCUCCGUCGUCACGUCCUCCGAGUCAUCGGCAAACUUCGCCGGCUCCCAUGACGCCGAAUUUGUCCCAGGAACGACCGACUCCGACCAGCAGCGCUUCUCCUUUGAAUCUACCGAUGGCUUCGUCGAACGCGACGGGAACGAUUUCAACCACCAGCAGUAGCCAGAUGCCGAUGUCUCAUCAAAUGCCACCACUCUGCUCGAUCAGUUCUUCCCUAGCGUCAUCGAUAAUAACAAAUACCGACCCACCGCCGUUACAUGAGCCGAAUACCCUGGAGAUGCUGCAGAAGAGAGCCCAAGAAGUAUUGGACAACGCCAGCCAAGGUCUAUUGGCUAACAAUCUGGCCGAUGAACUUGCGUUCAGAGGCGGAAAGGGUUCCCGUCUUUCCCCGUACGACUCAAAGUCUGGUAGCGGUCGCGGAGAGCCGUUCUUCAAGCAUCGAUGCCGCUACUGCGGCAAGGUGUUCGGCAGCGAUUCAGCGCUUCAGAUCCACAUACGAUCGCACACAGGUGAGCGACCCUUUAAAUGCAACGUCUGCGGCAGCCGCUUCACCACGAAAGGGAACUUGAAGGUCCACUUCCAGAGGCAUACGGCCAAGUUUCCACAUGUUAAGAUGAACCCGAAUCCCGUUCCGGAACACCUGGACAAGUACCACCCACCCCUGCUACAGCAGAUCGCCUCUGGUCAGAGACCGAUGCCGUCCCCACCGCCGCCGCCACCUUCUCAUCAUCCCUCUUUUCACCCGGCGGCGGCGCACGGUUUUUUACCUCCUCAACCACCCUUACCCCUCAGUUUAGCCCUGCCCGGUAUGUCACCCUUGUAUAGAUCGCCGGUCGUCACUCAUCGGGAUGAUCAGGACGUGCCGGAGAACUUGAGUAAGCCCGUAACCACUGCCCCGAUCACGUCUCCACAUUCCCCCGCGAUUGUGUCGAACUCUCGUCAUUCCUUCCACGACAAUCACCAACAACAAAAGCAGCAGCUCGAGCAAAGGGACGAGAUCAAGCUCGAGCAGCGGUCGCCCAUGCAGGAGCAAUACCAGCAACGGCCCAUCAGCCAGGAAGCCGCUGAAAGGAUAACCCCUAAGAAAGAACCGGAGGAGACCGAGGAGCCCACGGAAGAAGAGAGCGAGGACUUUGAAGAAACAACUAGACGGUACUUGAACUCACCUCAAUCCUCUGCCAAUCCACUCUCCCAUCCGCAAACUUAUGAAGACUGCAGCAUGGAUAGUAAAAUGAGCGGACGAUUAGAAGGCGAUGGGGAUAUGGAAGUCGACGAGGAGAUCGAGGAACAACCAGAAAACUUGUCCGGCCGAGGAACCAUAAAUCGUUUACCUCAGCAGAUGGUUGCCUAUCCUGGAGCAUCUCCCGCUAGCAGUAGCGCGAGCAGCGGAAGUCUUCAAACAUCCUUCGCGGGGAUUCUCUUUCCGGGACCGCCCGCGCAUCAUCAAAUACCCCACCAUGCUGCUUCGACGGCUGUAAACGCCCCCAUAGUAUCGACCGGUGACAUGAUCGAUCCAGCCAAGGAUCCAGCAAUUUACUCCAGUCUGCUGCCUCGGCCGGGUAGCAACGACAACUCCUGGGAAAGCUUGAUCGAGAUAACGAAGACCUCUGAAACGUCGAAACUGCAACAGUUAGUCGACAAUAUCGAGCAUAAACUGACCGAUCCUAACCAGUGCGUGAUCUGCCACAGAGUGCUGUCUUGUAAGAGCGCGCUUCAGAUGCAUUACAGAACCCACACCGGCGAACGUCCGUUCAAGUGCAAAAUUUGCGGCCGCGCGUUUACCACGAAGGGCAACUUGAAGACGCACAUGGGGGUGCAUAGAGCGAAACCGCCGCUCAGAGUGCUCCAUCAGUGUCCGGUCUGCCACAAGAAAUUCACAAACGCGCUUGUCCUGCAACAACACAUACGCCUACAUACCGGCGAACCGACGGAGCUCAGUCCGGAACAAAUCCAAGCUGGUGAAGUGAACGAGUUCCCGUCAGGUUAUCCUCACCACCCGUUGGCGUCGUUUCUUCCUCAGGGCUUUCCAUCGAUUCAUCCCGCGGGAACGGGAUUUCCGCUAGGUUUCCCACCAACUCGGCAACAAACAUUGGAACGACAGCCUCAGGAGAACGAUAUGGAUGUUAAGGAAGACCUCCAUCAGCAACAGCAUCAACAUCAACAUCAGCAACAACAACCGCAACAGCAGCAGAGGUAUACCGAGGAGCACAGCGAGGAGGCGGAUGACCAGGAAGACGAAGAGGAAGACCGCAGAGAAGACGAAGAGCGGUGUGACGCGAUCCGCGAGGGUCGUGGCGAUAUAGAAGACGACCAGGACCGUGAAAGCGAAGAAAACGAGCAGAAAGACGUCGGUCUUCCCAGUUUCUCCACUUCCCUCGCUGCACUUGAAAACCAGGUGCGAACCAUCACCACCAUAGCGACUUCUACGGCGGCGAACGCGGCCAGGUCGCCAUCCUUCCACCGAUACAAUGGCAGCGAGAAGAGUAAUAGCCCGCCAAACACGGGCGCACCCCUAGACCUGACACCCCGCGCUUCGUCGACACCAGCUUCAGUGGCAUCGGUACCAACGCCGCCCCCGCCGACCGCACUACACCACCCACACCCCUUCGGCAUGUUCGCAGGCCUCCUUCAAGCGGUCUCCUCGUCACCGUCCACCAGCAGCAUAGGAUCCUCGAGUAUAAACAGUAUCAAUUCGAUGAACGCCGUUACUCCUGGAUCCAGCGCAGCUGGACCACUGGCUUCGCUUACCACGUCGGCUGUGCUGGCUGCCACGUCGACCUACAACCCGCUCGGCCUGGCUGUCGGAGGGCCAGCAGUGCGUGGAAACACCACAUGUAAUAUCUGCUACAAGACAUUUGCGUGCAACUCCGCGCUGGAGAUCCAUUACCGAAGUCACACGAAGGAGCGACCUUUUAAAUGCAGCAUAUGCGACAGAGGCUUUUCCACGAAGGGGAAUAUGAAACAGCACAUGCUGACCCAUAAAAUCCGCGACAUGCCGCCCCAUCUGUUCAGCGAUUCGAAACAGCAGCAUCAACAGCAGUCGCAGGAACACGAAACCUCGAGGAGUCCUAUGUGCGCCGAGGAUUCGAGCCUGCCACCACCGCCGCCGCCACCGCCACCCCCUCCGCCGAUGCCGCCGACAUCCAUCGAGCAAACCAUACCAGUGAAGAGAUCUCCGACCGAGGGAGACUUGCCAGCGCCAAAGAGACCAGCCAGCGUGCCGAGCAAACACUUGUGCCAGAUUUGCAAUAAGAAUUUCUCCUCAUCUUCGGCGCUCCAGAUCCAUAUGAGAACUCACACAGGCGACAAACCGUUCCGAUGCACCGUCUGCCAGAAGGCCUUCACCACCAAGGGCAAUCUCAAGGUGCACAUGGGCACUCAUAUGUGGACCAACGGAGCCUCUCGACGAGGCCGUCGAAUGUCACUUGACCUACCUCCCCUACCCAUCACACCCAAGGACUCGGAGUUUCUUCAACGACGGCCGGAUCUCUUCUACCCGUAUCUACCCGCGCCGUUCCUUAACGGCGUACAGCAGAAACUGAACGAGAUCUCGGUGAUUCAAAGUAACAACGGGUUACCGGGCCACUCAGUGGCCACUGGAAAGUACGCAGGUUUGUUCGGCUCGGUGUACGCGGCGGGGGCUGGAUUCCCUCUAGACAAGCAGCCCAUGGCGCCAACCAGCAACGGCCCACUGGUCGAUGGGAAGUCCUCGAUUCCGUCGGGGUCCAUGCUCUUCCAGACGCCGUCACCAUCCCACUCUCCCGGUACUCCGUCGUCCAAUGGCAGCAAUCAAAACUCGGCCAGUGUUCCCGCGUGGACAGGUGACGCUCUUCAGCAUCACUUCGACAGGGAGCCUCCGAACAGAUCGGAGAACAACUCCACGCCACCCUCGGCACGACUUCAGCCGCCCCCGGCGGCUAGAGGUGAAGGAUUAGCCACGUGAAGUUCGACCGGUACAUAUCUUACUUCAGCGAAACUUCACGCGAUCGGGAACCGAACUCCGCUCUAGCUGCUAGAGAGACGUUCACGUAGAGCUGACAGUGUUUCAGUGCAUCCGAGCCGAAAGAUUCGGGACCCGGAGUCUGACGACAUAUCCUUCUAACACCCAGGGCCAGCAGAUACCAUGUUCCUAUUGUCACACUAGUCUUAAACGUGUUAAAGAGGACCGAUGGGCCCGGUAGCUGGAGUCCCAGCGUCAGCGGGUCUGAGUUUCGGUUUCUAGAACCCUGCGACGUGGUUUCGCACGAGGGUCCGACGGAUGCGGCGCCUAGACUGAGCCGUUGGGCCGCAAGACACGUGGUGCCGCAACGUCCCGGCCCUCCGUACUCUGACCGUCCAUGCGCGACAGUGAUGGUCACCUCACUUAGGGUUAUUUUGCGUUACAAAUAUAUACAGGGUAUCUCGUGUAACUUGACCACCGUCAGGGCUCCCGUUGUCGUCGACGACGCGACCAAGCGUCUCGAGUCUUCUCAAUUUCCAGCAUUCCGACCUUGAGAGCAACGAAUUCCGUUAAUCGCGAUAUUCGCGUCUUCCGAACUCACGAUUCCUUCCUCGGAUUACAUCGUCGACGAUAAGGGGGGUAUUCGAAAUGCUAGAGUUACGCGGUGUAUCCUGUACAAGGAGAUAUAAAUAUAUACAUAAAAAAAGAGAAAGAUUAUAUAUAUAUAUAUAUACAUAUAUACAUAUAUAAAUAUAAAAUAUUAUAUUGGUGCGAAGGGGUAUGAGUGCGCAAGUUGUAUACACGUGCGAGUACGUGCGUCACUUUCUUUUUUUAAAGAAGGUCGUGUUUAGAGAUUUAGUGGCGGGCCCGGCAACGCCCCUCGCUGUGAUAUGAGAGGAGCAGCCUGCAAUCAUUUAAACCAAUGUACUUAUACUUUGUACCAUAGUAUUAUUAUUUACACUCGAUGUACAGUACGCACCGCGACGAGUCCCGUCAUUCUUUUGUAUAGAAAGACAACCGACGUCUAUUUGUGUUCUCCCAAACUUCGUCAAUUUCAACUAUUUCUCGAUCAUGCGUCGAUAAGCUGCUGCAGGGUCGAAGUUCAAUUCUUUUCAAGUGGGCAAUGUGUCGGGAUUUAUAUCAAUGGCAUUGAAGAUUUAAAUGGAACACAAGAAAACUUUGUUUCGGUCCGUGUCGAUUGUCAUAGCAUCGACUAAAAUUAACGUUAACAUCUGAAUCCAUGUAUAUUCGGCUCGAAUCGUUCACGAGCGUACAAUUUGUAGUUCCUCCCUCCUCCUCUUUCCCCUUCUCCUCCUCCCCCCAACUUUCACGUUCUCCUUGGGCCACGUGAUACGCGAUAACUGUCUUUACAACGCCGAAAUCUUGUAAUAUAGCAAUGGUCGCUCUAGAAUAUGAUAUUUUGUUACACAGUCGCGUUACAGUGUAUACAAAUUAAAAAAAUAUAUAUAUAACGCGAAUGUAGCAAAAUAUUACGGUGAACAAAAAGUUUCUUUCGAGUUACCUUCCUUCUAUCUAUGUUCUUUCUUAACGAUUGCUUAAACUAAAUAAAAUUAUGUAAGUUUCAUGUUAUACAUAAGAUAUUGGAAUUUUGGGAGAGAGAUUAAAACGUUGCUGCAAAAUAACGAACACAGGUUUUCCGAGAAUUAAUUAAAAAAUGUAGUAUUUACACUAUUGCAAGAUGAUUUUGCGGUACAACUUCUCUGUUCCACUGUCAGUUGAACGCCCUCUAUCUUGGUUUAACCCCAAAAACGCCGUACUCCAUUUAUCUGGACUGACGACGCCACAGUACCUAUUUAGUUAUUCGAACACUAUUGUGAAUGCUUAUGGGAAUUCGUAAACUCCAGUUAUAUGGAUCUAGUUAUCCGAACCUGGUUGUCCCCCAACCGAUUCGGAUAAAUGGAGUUCUACUGUAAUGUAGUACAGUAGAGCCUACCGUAUCCAUACUAAUUGGAAGACAAAAAUGACCGUGUAGCGGAAUUUUUCGGAUAAUAGAAUAAUCACCUUUUUUUAUAUUAAAUUUCAAUUUAUUCAAAUAGAUAACUUACAAAAUUGACAACUUGUUUCAAUAUUUAAGGAUUCCAUAUUUCUUUCGCUGACUUAAUCGUAUAACUUUCACAACAUCAAAUUCCUUUUUCAAAUGCCAAGAAUGUUUCGCCGUGGGAAGGCACGUUAACUCAUCAUUACUUUCGUUUAUUGUUUCAACCAAUGAAAAAUGUAUGUUUUUAUUUUAUUUAUUAUAUUUAUUAACUUUUAUUUAAUGUUUUUUUUUGCAAUUCGGAUAAUAAAACAUUCAGAUAUAACGAUAUUUGGAUACGGGGGAGCUCUACUGUAUUUGUAUUAUAUAGGAUAUAGUUGAGUUUCGAAAAUGUUAUUGUGAGCAUAACGAUCAGGUGCUUAUAAAAAAUUUAGUCGAUCGAUGAACAGAGCAGACGUGCCCUAAAAUUAUCCUACAAUAAUGUAAAUGAUUAAUUUUUUGAACUCUUUGAGUGCUGAAUUAUUCAAAAUCAGUGAAAUUACCUUUAGGUAUUGCAAUUGCUGGGAACGAAAUACUAUUUUGCUGGAAUGAAUUUUGUCAACUGAAUGUACAAGGCAAUGCUAAGUUAUAAUUGUAAUUAUUUUAUGCUAAAUUAAAUAAUACAAAUAAAAUGUAGAGGUCAGCAUCUAUGCCCCGACUGUUUAAAAUCAAUUCAACGUGGGUCGCACCUUCAAAAUUCCACCAAACACGCGAUAAUGCCUUUUUCGAGAAGCGGUUUUGUUAUCCCACCUGUUCUGUAACUUGUUAACUGAGUUAUAAAAUGGUGUAUGUAACAUAAAUAUCCUACUAUUUGUAUUUAGUUAAAACAUUCGUUGAUAAAAGAUAUAGAGGGAAGGAAGAAAAAUCAAAGAAAACUUCUGUUCCAUCCUAAUAAAACGCAAAUUCUGUGGCUGCGGUGCGAAAUAACCACGCAGAACCACCUCCAAACAUUCUGAACUCCGUAUUUGUAAAAAUUAAUAUAAAUCGAUAAAUCGAUGAAUAUUCUAUUUAACCUAUUUAACCGUAAUUCUUCGUUAAAAAAUUGCAUUUGUCGAGUAAUUGUACAGCGAUUUUAAGGCGAUUGCGUUAUCGCUAUAAUGACUUAAGAAGAAAUCGAUAAAAUACAUUUUGCGACUUUUCUACUCUUACAAGGAAACAUAUCCAACCCCAACACACCGAUUUUGAUGAAACUUAUGUAAGAUAUAGUACUCAAACAAAUAUUACACACAUAGUUUUUUUUUUUAUUGGCAAUCGUAUUGAAUUGUCAAAUUUUUUUUUAAAUUAUGCAUUUUUGAAUGGGUAAUUCACUCAUGCCAAAAGAAAUUGCUUAUAUAAUUUUUUUAAAUAAUUUAUUUUUGAAAAAAUGUCUCUUUUGUUAAUUUUUCUUACUAAAUGUUGUUUUCCAUUUAUGAAAAUUUAUAUGCGUAAAUUACAGGUUAAUAUAGGGCUUACAUAUUUUUGGAAAUUUUGUUUUUCACCAUAUAAUAAUAAUUAUAUUAAAUGAGGAAUUCCUUCUUCCGCGCCAAGAACGUGGUUUCUUUACCUUUCUUUUUUUUUAAGUAUGGAAGACUUUAAUUUAAAAUUUAACACAAGUCUUUAGUACUAUUUUAGUAUGAUGUACAAGUUGUUAUGGAAAGAUUUACCUAAAAAUAUACUUGUUACGGCCCGAUGACCGUGACGUGGUAAUGGAAACAUUUUGGUGAAACUUAUGUGAGAUAUAUUAAACAAAUAUUUGACAAAUAUUGUUACUCUAUAGAAAUAAUUGUAUUUUGGUGGUAAGAGGUCGAAGGGAGUAUAGGUUACAAAAGCUUCUGACCAUUGGAAUGGUAAUUAGCACCGCAAGCAAACAUCCCUGCGACACCUCUCUUGGUGUUUGAAGGUAAAACUAUCGAUAUUGUAUGACACCCUCUUCAAAGUAUCGUAAAAAUUUAUGAUAUUUUUCGGCAAAGCAAGAAUGCAUAUAUUUCAUUGUAUGACGUGACAACAAAUUAUGUAUUUAAUAAGAACCUCUAAAUGACAAAUGACGGAUAAUUCCAAGAACACAUAUGUUCUAUUUUUGUCCAUAAUUUACGUAUAUCAAUAUACUUGAAAGUAAAUUAACGUUUAACCAAAAGAACUACAUAAAAAAAUAAUAUUUUUAACAUAUUAUUUAAACAAAUGGUGUUUCUUUUUCAAUUUUCCAUUACAUAUGAAUCCAUCACUCAAAAAUACAAGAUUAAAAAACAAGAAUUAUGGUUCUACACCUUCUAGUUUACGAGAUAUUUAAAAAAAUACAGUUUAAACCUCAAAAUUUACUGUUAUCACUUCUUCAAUAUGGACGAUUGCCGAUAAAAAAAAAUACAUGUCAAAUAUUUUUUUAAAAACAUGUAUAUUUUUAGGUAAAUCUUUCCAUCACAAUUUGUACAUCAUACUAAAAUAGUACUAAAGA